AACUCAAGAGUGCACCCUCACCAGCUGUUUGUUUCCCAUUUGGAGAGAAAUAAUGUGUGGAUGUCAUUUCGGACAUUUUGGCGCUCACGCGAAAUGACACAAAGUAACAAAGUCGGAGGGAAACAAAGUAGCCUCUCACUCGCUGCCUGUGGGUGGGAACCGGCUUAGGGCUGUCUGUCUGUCCAUCUGUCUGUCCCUCGCUCCAAUUGGAUAAGGCCACACCGGCCCGGUGGCCAAUCGUUGCCUCUUGUGGCGAGGUAUAUGUACGGCUCUCGAAGUGGCGAGCGGCUCAUUCAGACUUUCUGUGACUUUCUCAAGCUACCAAUAUGAGCGGAAGAGGCAAAACCGGAGGCAAGGCCAGGGCGAAGGCAAAGACCCGUUCAUCCCGUGCUGGCCUCCAGUUCCCCGUGGGCCGUGUGCACAGGCUGCUGCGAAAGGCAACUACGCCCGAGCGUGUGGGCGCUGGCGCACCAGUCUACCUGGCCGCCGUACUCGAGUACCUGACUGCUGAGAUCCUGGAGUUGGCCGGCAACGCUGCCCGUGACAACAAGAAGACUCGUAAUCCCCGUCACCUGCAACUGGCCGUCCGUAACGACGAGGAGCUGAACAAACUGCUCGGCGGUGUGACCAUCGCUCAGGGUGGUGUGCUGCCCAACAUCCAGGCAGUCCUACUCCCCAAGAAGACCGAGAAGGCAGUCAAAGCCAAGUAAAUUCGCUACUGCGACUUCAACUUGACUACUCAACCCCCAAAGGCUCUUUUAAGAGCCAACCACCUAGCUCUCCAAAAGCGCAAAGUACCUUUCUAUGACCGCAAUACAUUGAGUGGGUGUAUACACAACUAUUUCGACAUUCUGUGCCCACAUGAGGCCUUGCAUGAACAACAACACCUACUUGGCCUCAUUUGCCAUAGCAGGCUAGCAUUAGAUGAUACG
This is a messenger RNA of Coregonus clupeaformis (lake whitefish), 932 nucleotides long. Its product is annotated as histone H2A. NCBI's taxonomy places the organism in Eukaryota, Metazoa, Chordata, Actinopteri, Salmoniformes, Salmonidae. Gene Ontology annotation, cellular component: nucleosome. The record is from RefSeq and is a predicted model, not a curated record. Gene Ontology annotation, molecular function: DNA binding; protein heterodimerization activity; structural constituent of chromatin.